This is a messenger RNA of Sardina pilchardus (European sardine), 1395 nucleotides long. It is a transcript of the gene trhr2, whose product is annotated as thyrotropin releasing hormone receptor 2. NCBI's taxonomy places the organism in Eukaryota, Metazoa, Chordata, Actinopteri, Clupeiformes, Clupeidae. The record is from RefSeq and is a predicted model, not a curated record. Gene Ontology annotation, biological process: phospholipase C-activating G protein-coupled receptor signaling pathway. The coding region runs from base 1 to 1371 and encodes 456 amino acids. Gene Ontology annotation, cellular component: membrane. Gene Ontology annotation, molecular function: thyrotropin-releasing hormone receptor activity. The transcript has 4 exons.
AUGGCUGAAAAUGUCAGUUCCAUGUCGGACACCCCUACCAACGUGUCCCUGGCGAGCUCAGUUGACCUGAUCUCCCAGUCUGUGGAGUACAAGACGGUCUCUGUGUUCCUCGUGCUGCUGGUUUGUACUGUGGGCAUUGUGGGAAACAUCAUGGUGGUCCUGGUGGUCUUGACCACACGCCACAUGCGCACGCCCACCAACUGCUACCUGGUGAGUCUGGCCGUGGCCGAUCUGAUGGUCCUGGUGGCAGCGGGGCUGCCCAACAUCUCCGACAGCCUGACGGGAACCUGGGUGUAUGGCCAUGCGGGCUGCCAGGGCAUCACCUACCUGCAGUACUUGGGCAUCAACGUGUCCUCCUGCUCCAUCACCGCUUUCACUGUGGAGAGAUAUAUUGCCAUAUGCCACCCGAUGAAAGCCCAGACAGUGUGCACGGUGUCUCGGGCCAAACGCAUCAUUGCAGGCGUGUGGGUCUUCACCUGUAUCUACUGCAUGGUGUGGUUCUUCCUCGUUGACAUCCAGGUGAACCCUGACGGGCGUGUGCAGUGCGGCUAUCGCGUGUCCCGCGACCUCUACCUCCCCAUCUACCUCAUCGACUUCGCCAUCUUCUACGUGAUCCCUCUGCUGCUGGCCAUCGUGCUGUACGGUCUCAUCGCCCGCAUCCUGUACCUCAGCCCUCUGCCCAACGCCCCGGGAUGCAGCGCUGCCACGGCAACCACGCUCCGCCGCAGCUGCAAGGAACCCGCCAGCAACGGCAACAAGGGAGGGCGGCCCAAGAGCACACUGUCGUCCAGGAAGCAGGUGACUAAAAUGCUGGCGGUGGUGGUGAUCCUGUUUGCCCUGCUGUGGAUGCCCUACCGCACGCUGGUGCUCAUCAACUCGUUCGUGAGCACCCCUUACCUGGACGCCUGGUUCCUGCUCUUCUGCCGCAUCUGCAUUUACGCCAACAGCGCCAUCAACCCGGUGGUCUACAACCUGAUGUCGCAGAAGUUCCGCUCGGCCUUCCGCGACCUCUACCGCUGCAAGCACCACGACGCCCACUCCCGCUCCUUCUCGCUGCUCCAGUCGGGCUACAGCAUGGCCAGGGACCCCCGCGCCAACGUCGGCGGUGCCAACAACGCUGGCCUGGCUAAGAGCAACGGCACCGGGGAGACGGGCAGGAGGGUGAUGAUGCUGGGGCCCGCUGGGCGGAGGACGAGCCCAGAGCCCUCCUCCGUCACCCAGUGCACGGACACCGAGGAGAAGGCCUGUGGAGCCCCAGGGGAGCCUGAGGCACUUGAAGCCCAGACGGAGGCUCUCUGUGAGGGGGAAGCGAGGGCUGUGGCUGGGCAGUCCCAGGAGAGGGAUGGGGUGAUUAACCAUAGUGUUGUGUGAGGAGACUGCCGGCAAGAGAUGAGA